CUCGACUUGGACGGUAGUUGAUGAUGAGUUAAAACAUAAUUCUAAUUACUCAUUUGUAAUUGAACGACAUUCGAGCUAGUAACGUUGUGCUUAAAAGUGUGGGACAUAUUAUUCAGAGUGAUUAUCUAAGUGGAAUUGCAGCUAAAAGUAACAUAAUUAAUAGUGUUUGUGCAGAAGGUGUUGGCUAAUAGUGAAUCAGAAUUAUCGAUUUGUUGUGGGAUAUUUUGUUCCAUGGUGCUAUGUGGCAUGUUGUCAAAUACAGUGAGAAAAAUGCAUUAAACUAGUUUAUUUAUUUAUGUGCGUUGAAUAUCUGAAUAGUAAGCCUCAUUAGUAUUCCACUGGACGAUAGUCACCUAACGAGCAAUGCCAAGUACGCUACUUUUUGCAAACAGUAAUGAAGGUCGGGUGUAUGCCCUGUCUACUGCAGGGUCUGCGUGGCGAGAAUUCCUCUAUCUCGGAUUGGAAUUUAAGCGCAUUUCUGUGGUUCCGCACUUUAUGUGGGCUAUUGGUGGCGAUAGACAAGUAUACGUCCACGUUCACGGUCUGGACAUUCCGAUCCGGAUUAAGGAGGAAGCCUAUGAAAAUGAACGAUGGCUACCCAUCGAGGGAUUCUCCAGUCGCUUGCUACCGACAGAUCGGUAUCAUUUUUCCAGUGUUGAUGGGACAGUCGAUAGGAAUAUCGACAAGAUACGAUUGCCUUCCAUGGCAUGGCAAUGGGAGGGCGAAUGGCAGCUAGAUCUCACCCUGGACGGACAACCCCUUGACCACGAUGGCUGGACUUACGCAGUAGACUUCCCAGCAACCUAUCAUCCCCAGAAAAACUGGAAGUCUUGUGUUCGACGGCGGAAAUGGGUUCGUUUUCGUAGAUAUUGCGCACUGAAUUCUUGGUGUGCAGUGGCCCCUCUACACAAGGAUCCCACGCAGGAACCUUUUAUUGACGUAGCCAUAAAUGGAAGUAACGUUCCUGGAGCCCCUCCAGGUAUAUUGCUUGUAUGGGCAGUGACUGCUCAUGGUCGAAUAAUGUUUCGGUCAGGAGUGAGUACCACUUCACCGGAAGGUCUUAGGUGGACUUCAGUAACCACUCCAUCAGGAUGUGAGGUGUCGCAAAUCGCAGUUGGCCCCACAGGGUUAGUUUGGGCCUGUCUCUACAACGGAAGAGCCAUUGUCCGUACUGGAGUAACUAGAGAUACGCUGAUGGGUACCACUUGGUUGGAAGUGAAACCACCUGGACCCAAUCUCAAAAUAACCCAGGUUUCCGUUGGAACCAACUCAGUGUGGUGUGUUACCAACGAUAAUCACGUUUGGUUCCGUAGAGGUGUUCACGGAGAGGCAUCCGGGAUCAGCGAAGAUGCGGCCAUAGGUAGUGGAUGGGUAGAAAUGGUAGGAAAUAUUUCCUACAUCUCAGUUGCUCCAAAUGACCAAGUGUUCGCCGUAGGAUCGGAAGACCGUGCACUGUAUUUCAGAUCUGGUGUUUCCAGUUCAGAUCCAACGGGUAAAAAAUGGCGAUUGAUUCAGUUGCCACUUCAAAUGAGUCGAACUUCCAGUAAUUUUUCACUGUCAAGCAGACGUAGUGGAAGCGAGUCACCUUCCACUAAACAUAGAAGCCUGAACAGUCUCUACAAAGAAAGACUGCAGCAAGAGAAUGCUUCACUGAACGGGAACAACGAAGAAACCUCUCGAUCAGCUCCAACCGCCAAUCCAAAGCAGCGGCCAGAACUGUGGCAUAAGCCGGAGAUUUCGCCGGAUGCCCUCAAUACCAAGUUAGAGGUUGCGCAGCCAGGAAGUCUUGUUGAGAAGAAAGUCACUCGAAAUUUGUCAAAUGAAACCGUAGUUGCAUCGAGCGCUCCACUGAAUGAAAUUUAUGAAAUCUCCGGCAAACAGCUUAAGAAUUCGAGAGCAUGGAGUCCGGUACGCAGCGUCGGCUCUGUUGUUGGUACAGAAGCACAUCCGGAGACGGAUUCCAGUGUUUUCGAAGGGGAGAGCUCUCGAGAUUCUGGAGUCUUUGGCGAAUACGAGGAUCACGGUGGGUCGCAAAACUGGGCAGACUACGAAGUUCUUUGGAUUGGAUGCGCUGCCGGAGCAGUCAGUGUGGAUCCUAACCAACUGCCGAAUUGGUUUAACGAUAGCAGUGGGGCUGCGAACCAAGAAGAACUGACCCAGCCCUGGCGUAUCAAGAUAUUGGACGACCUAAAGCAACGACCGCCAGGCCCACUUCAUGAUAGUGAUUUUGCCUUGUAUGAAAAGGCUAUCGAAAUGUCUUCCUGGGUGAAAUCAGGGGAAGCUCGUGUUGCCAAAGCCGGUUAUGCCUUCGAGGAUUGCCUGAUUGAGUUGGAGUGGGUUAACAAUCAAGGCACGGGACCGGACUCCGGAACUUUGACAGUGCUCAACUCUGAUGGAAUAACUACCAAGAUGCAAUUCUCACUGUCGGAAAUCACAUGUGUGAUGUGUUGCAGUGAGCCUGGAUCUCCUAGACUUGCCAUUCACGCGCCACGGCUUCCACCCGGGUCCUCAUUGAUCAAAAUCCAGUUCUGUGGAGAUACCGAUCUGGAAGAUUGGAUCUCCCACUUGACUUCGGUUUGCUGCCAAAUCAAUGAAGUUCACGGGAAACCUUCGACGCGAUCAAUGUGGAUAACUUCCAAUAUGGGUGAUGUCUUUGUGUUUGAUCCGACAAAUCUGGAAGCUUUACAAUGGCGCCCGGAGGAUAAAGUUUUUCAACAGAAAAUCGAUGUUUCAGCUGCCGAAACUCCGUACUUGACUUCGUUAUAUAAUGGCAUGAUCAUUGGUUCUCGACUGGAGAUAUCUGGAUUUGUGUACGAUGACGCCGAUCAUAUUCGAUUCGACCUGCAGAGCUAUCCAACGGUUAGGGUUCGUCAUAAGAUGGAGUCCCAGCGGAAUAUCCCGUUGCACAUCAAUCCACGCUUCAACGAAAAGAUCACAGUAUUUAAUUCGAUGGAGGCUUCUCACUGGAAUGAGGAUGAAAAGCGAGACAAUCAGAUGUUGUUCACACCAGGCGGAGAGUUCAAACUUGAAAUAAGGAGUGAGCGCGAUGGAUUCCACAUCUCUGUCAAUGGAAAGAAUUAUCCCAAGUUUAAAUAUCAGAGAGGGCUAGCGCCAGAUACCAUCUACAGUUUGUACAGUAGUGGCCGAGUAAAAAUUUUCACUGUUGUUUAUGAGAGUCCAAAGUUGAUAAUUCCUCUCAGAGACAUAUUCUGGCGUCAGAUCGGUGGACAUCUUCGUCGUGUGCAGUCUUGCAAAGCAGGGGUUGUAUGGGGCCUUGGUUACGAUAACACUGCGUGGGUAUAUACAGGUGGUUGGGGAGGAGCCUUCCUCAAAGGACUGGAGACAAGCAAUCAGGGUAUUAACACAAUGACUGAUACACAUAACUACCACAUCUAUGAGAACCAACGCUGGAACCCGCUAUCCGGUUUCUCUACGACGGGUCUUCCCACCGAUCGUCACAUGUGGAGCGAUGUUACAGGAAAGCACAAACGCAGCAAGGAGCACACCAAAUUGCUUUCGAUGCACUGGCAGUGGAUAAGUGACUGGUUAGUGGACUUCCACAAUCCCGGAGGAGUGGACCGGGAUGGAUGGCAGUACGCAGUGGAUUUUCCAGCAACAUACCAUGCUAAGAAACAGUUCACUGAUUAUGUUCGUCGACGGCGUUGGUAUCGCAAAUGUAGAUUGACCACUACGGGUCCAUGGUUAGAAGUCGGUAACUCGAAAAUCGUUGAUGUUUCGCUGCAGGCUAACAGCGAAGAAGUUGACUGUAGCGUCGCCGUUUGGGCGGUGGCCGCAAAUGGAGAUGUUCUUUAUAGAAGAGGCGUUAGCCUUUCACAGCCAGCAGGAUCUGGUUGGGAGCACGUGGCAUGUGAUCAACCGUUAGUCAGUAUUAGUUGUUAUGAGAACAAAGUCUGGGCCAUCGGGAAGAAUGGAUCCGCCUAUUGGCGAUGUGGAAUCUCAGUUGAAAAUCCGUUAGGAUCAAAGUGGCAACCGGUGGAACCUCCCGGAGGGGUAACUUUCAAGCAAAUCUCCGUUGGAAAAUCAGGAAUCUGGACCGUAGAUACAACGGGUCGUUUAUCGGUGAGGAAGGAAGUCACGACAACGUUCCCGGAAGGUAGUCACUGGCAGUUGUUGAGUAAUAUACAAAACGAUCCUCCGCAUUAUGAAGGAAAUUGUGGGUUCAAAAAUGUUUCCGCAGGAGAACAUGUAAUGGCUGUAUCCCAGUCGGGAUACAUCUGCAAGCGCAGCGGUAUCAGUCCAGAGAAUCCUGCCGGUACUGGAUGGACCCUCGGCAUACAAGGUAACUGGCACUACGUCAGUGUAAAUGGGUUCUAAAUUGCAUUACCACCUAUCACUCGGAAGUGGCCAUCCGACAUAUUCAUCUAACUACAAUAAGCUGCAACUUUACAAUAAAUUCAUAACCUUAUUCAUAUUUUAAACACUUGAUUGUAAAAGUUCUGUAUGUCUAGGAAAUCUAAGCUUGAAUAAAACCACGAGGCUCAUGCGCGCAUA
This is a messenger RNA of Armigeres subalbatus, 4512 nucleotides long. RefSeq names its product tectonin beta-propeller repeat-containing protein (gene Pex23). Gene Ontology annotation, cellular component: membrane. The record is from RefSeq and is a predicted model, not a curated record. Lineage: Eukaryota; Metazoa; Arthropoda; Insecta; Diptera; Culicidae. The transcript has 6 exons. The coding region runs from base 364 to 4335 and encodes 1323 amino acids. Gene Ontology annotation, molecular function: carbohydrate binding.